AGGUCCUAAAAUUAAAAAAAAAAAUGAUAGGUGACAUUAUGUCAAAUUAAAAUGUAUCAAAUAAACAGAAAAAGUAUAUUUCUCAGCCGCUUCAUAAUUGAAUAAAAGCUGUCCACUGUAAAAAUGAUUUAAUAUUGUUAUAUUAAGUAUUACAUUAGAACAAGACAAUUUAGAAAAAAAUACGAAAUGUUUCUUUACGAACGUGCCUGCCUUUGGCUGGGUCAUAUAAAACUAUCUCGUGUGAUUGUAAUGGUUUCUGUUAUUCUCUUCGUUGUGCCGCUUUUUACCCAUUAUUAUUUAUCUAAGUACGAAACUGCAUCUGUUGCUUUAGGUAGCAAUUCAAUGCGACAUACUUUGGAAGCUCUAGGAGAUAUAUCAACAAUGAAUAUAGCAGAUCUUAAAUUAAGAAUAGAAGAAAUGCUUAGAAUUAAGGCUUCCGUAUCUACCGAACUCAGAGAAUUAGAAGAAAAACGUGGGAGACUUCAACGUGAAUCUGCAGCUGCAAGUGCUAAAGCUGAUAAUGUCAAAGCUGAAUAUGCAAGAGCUACAGCAGAGUUGCAGCGAUUGCGUGUUUCCGCAGACCAAGCGCGGCUCGCUCAGCUCGAGGCGAUCCGUCGCGACACCCCUGAGCUCGCACCACCCGCUCUUAUAUUACCCUCACAACCUCCACUCAUACUUCCACCAAUAAGUCCCUCUUCAGAAAUAAACUGUCGAAUGCAUUCCUGCUUUGAUCAUUCCCGAUGUUCGCUAACUUCAGGUUUUCCUAUCUAUUUCUACGAUCCAGAUGUCUUUUCACCCCUAGCAGGUGCCGAAGUAGACGGAUUCCUUAAAACUACGCUGCGUCAGACUCUCGGAUAUAACGCCCAUCUUACACAGAAUCCCAAUGAGGCUUGUGUAUAUCUAGUUCUAGUCGGGGAAUCGUUUCCGUUUGAAAAAUCGGUUUCGUCGACAAUAGAGCCAUACAAAUUGUUGAAUGAAACUGCAAUCAAAAAUUUACCGUAUUGGGGCGGCGACGGUCGUAAUCAUGUAUUACUGAAUUUAGCGAGACGGGAACUAUCUGUAGGCGCGGGCGACGCUUUCUCCGGAGCAUCUACAGGCAGGGCUAUGAUCGCUCAGUCGACGUUCACAUUGAAUCAGUUUCGAUCAGGAUUCGACCUGGUGACUCCGCCGGCGCUCGGCCCACCUGGUGGCGAUGUAUGGUCCGACUGUGCGCCCAUGGCCCCGGCGAGGAGAAAAUAUCUUCUCAGUUUUCAGGGAUCACAAUCGAUGACCACUUCGUUUCAAAAGGACAACGAUACUUAUUUAAUAGAACGCCUAAAGAAGAUGGCUAAUACAGCUCCCGAAUCUGACUUAUUUUAUUUGCAAUUUGAUUGCGAUCCGCCUGUCGAGAAACGCUCGGUGAAAUCUAUCGGCGACUGGGCUUUGUGUGGAACAGAUAGAUCGCGACGAUCCGUGUUGCGAGAUUCGACAUUCGUGUUAAUAUUCGCUCCAGGUGAUAGCAGUUAUACUACGACUGCGUUAUUACAAGCAAGACUGUACGAAGCGCUGCGUUCGGGCGCUAUCCCGGCCAUCCUCGGCGGAGACCGGAUAACGCUACCGUACGAUGAGGUGCUCGAUUGGCGUCGAGCUGUUUUAUCUUUGCCCAAGGCGCGUGUUACGGAACUGCAUUUUCUUCUGCGUGCGUUGUCGGAUUCUGAUCUGCUAGCGUUCAGAAGGCAGGGCAGGGUUUUAUGGGAACGUUAUCUGAGUUCUGUACAAGCAAGUAUGGAUUCCUUACUGGCGACGAUACGUACUCGACUAAACAUCCCGGCGCGGCCCGCAUCACCGACUAUGGGUGCGCCCGCAUUUAAUGACUCUUUCUCGCCACCGAAACUGGAACCGCCGGCGGUCGACACUGAGCCGGAGGAAACGCUAGGUCCUCUGGAGGCUCCUUAUCCGAGUCCAGCGUACAGACGAAACUAUUCUUUGGCACUGCUCCACGGGUACGAGAUGUGGAAUGACUGGGGAGAGCCCUUUGCACUCUACCCACAGCUACCGUGGGACCCUCCGGUGACGUCUGAGGCCAGGUACAUGGGCUCAGCGGCGGGCUUCCGACCUAUAGGCGCAGGGGCCGGUGGGUCCGGCAAGGAGUUUAGCGAGGCUCUGGGAGGAGACCGGCCCCGGGAGCAGUUCACGAUCGUCAUCCUUACCUACGAGCGAGAGACGGUGCUAGCUGCGGCACUCGCACGUCUCCGUGGGUUACCCUAUUUAAAUAAGGUGGUGGUGGUAUGGAACGGUGUGACUCCGCCGAGCGCCGCGGCGUGGCCGGACUGCGGCGCGCCCGUGGCCGUGGUGCGUGCGACACGCAACUCUCUCAACAACCGCUUCCUGCCCUACCACGUCAUAGACACAGAGGCCGUGCUCUGCGUCGAUGAUGACGCACAUCUCAGACACGAUGAGAUCAUUUUCGCAUUCAGAGUUUGGCGUGAACAUCGCGAUAGAAUCGUCGGCUUUCCGGGCCGAUAUCACGCCUGGGAUCUUAAUUUUAAUAAUGGAUUCCUUUACAAUUCGAAUUACAGCUGCGAGCUGAGCAUGGUGCUGACUGGCGCGGCGUUCGUGCACCGCUACUACCUGUGGGCGUACUGGCGCGCGCUGCCCGCCGCAGUGCGGGACUACGUCGACCAUUACAUGAACUGCGAGGACAUCGCCAUGAACUUCCUCGUCGCUCACAUCACCAGGAAACCACCAGUUAAGGUGACGUCACGUUGGACGUUCCGCUGCCCCGGCUGCCCGGUCACCUUGUCAGCAGACGAGACACACUUCCACGAGAGACAUAAGUGUAUACAGUUCUUCUCUCAGGUGAUGGGAUACACGCCGUUGUUAUCGACGCAGUUUCGUGCGGACUCGGUUCUGUUUAAGACGCGGAUACCUCACGACAAACAGAAGUGUUUCAAGUUCAUAUAGAGUAGGUAACUGUCAAGCGAUUCAUGGAGCAAGUCUAUCAAACAUUUGACUUGGCACGUCGGGAACAAGAGUACUCUACUGCAAGACGUGCCAACAAUGUUACUAAUAAGUAUUUUUAAUGAAUGUAAAAUGAUCUUUUAUUUUUUAGUUAUAAUAGCGAAUGAUCUUAAAAAAAGCUAGAAUAAUAUAACUGACCAUUGCGAUAUGUUUCUGUAUUGUCAUCUCUCUCGUUUUCUUUGAAAAGAGUGAGACAACAAUAUAUACGACGAACACGGAUUAAAAUAAGUUCUCAUCAAAAAUCAUUACAAAAAUCAAAAUAUGUAUCUGUAUGUUUCAUAUCAGGUUUUAUGUUUCUUAUAUUUAAAUGUGUGUUUGUAUACACAUAAAAUAACAUGGUCUAUUUUAAAUUAUUUGACACGUUUAAUUCUGUAAAUAUUUAUAAGAAAUUUACCAAAGAAAUGGAUUAACAAAUUGAAAUAUUUGAAUAACCGAUGAACAAAUGUUAUAGUGAAAUAUGUAAAAAAUAUAAAUAUUUGUUGCUUGCUUUUUUACGCAUAUGUAUAUAAAUAAAAACGCUUAAGGAAUUGAAGGAAUAUUAAAAUAUAUAUUCAAUGUCUACCAUCUGUAGGUGAAAAUCGCGGGUGCAUUUAUACAUUUAAGUUUAGAAUAACUUUUAACCUGACUGACUUAAAGAUCCUUUUUUCUCUAUGUGCGAAUACUAUUUCUAAUGGCUGUAGCGUAUCCGCUUUAUUGAAAUAAGUCAAGGCGUUAGUGGAAAAAGGGCUUAAUGUUUUUCGCACCUAAUUUAGACCACCAAGUCUGAAGAGUUUCAUUGGAUUUAUUUGUUUAUCAGUUGUUAUAAAGAAGUCAUUUACUAAUUAAUUAUUUUUGACUUGAAUUUAUUAUUUUUAGUAACAUAUUUUUUUGAGAUUAUUGUUCAUUUACAUAAAACAUAAUUAUAACACAUAAGUAAUAGGUAAAUAAGAAUACCGUAUCAGUUUACUCUAUAUACAGGGUGU
Papilio xuthus (Asian swallowtail) is the source of this 3962-nucleotide messenger RNA. RefSeq names its product exostosin like glycosyltransferase 3 (gene botv). NCBI's taxonomy places the organism in Eukaryota, Metazoa, Arthropoda, Insecta, Lepidoptera, Papilionidae. Gene Ontology annotation, molecular function: glycosyltransferase activity. The record is from RefSeq and is a predicted model, not a curated record. The transcript has 10 exons. The coding region runs from base 187 to 2943 and encodes 918 amino acids. Gene Ontology annotation, cellular component: membrane.